AUGAAAGUAGUACUCAGAAUUCAUAAAGCAUGGAGUGUAAUUGACCCUGGAACAGAAGAGAAUGAAGAAAAAAAUUACCUGGCAAUCGGAUUAUUCUACCAAGCAAUACCAGAAUCCUUGAUUAUGCAAUUGGGAGAUGUCGAAUCGGCAAAAGACCUUUGGAACUCGAUCAAAGCGAGGCACGUUGGCACCGAUCGGGUGAAAGAAGCCCGAUUUCAAACCCUAAAUUCUGAGUUCGACAGAUUGAUGAUGUCAGAGAAAGAAUCAAUCGAUUCCUUCAUCGGGAAAUUGUCAGGAAUCGCCUCCCAAUUGGCAUCACUAGGAGAAACCAUCGUAGAAUCGAAGAUGGUGAAGAAAUUGUUGAAAUUCGUACCCAGAAAGUUCCUUCAUAUCGUGGCGUCACUUGAGCAGAUUCUUGAUUUGAAGACCGUCGGAUACGAGGAUAUUGUUGGUCGCCUGAAAGCUUACGAGGAGAGGGUGAAGGAAGCGGAUGACGGUGGAGAAGAAUCGAAAGUCCUGUUCGCCGAUGGUGGAGGUAUCUCGUCGGGAACGAAGGAAAAUGGAAAGUGGAAAGGAACGAGUGAAGUGAAUGGGUUUAAUGGGACUGGCGCCUAG
Molecule: messenger RNA, 615 nt
Organism: Lactuca sativa (garden lettuce)
Lineage: Eukaryota; Viridiplantae; Streptophyta; Magnoliopsida; Asterales; Asteraceae
Source: RefSeq, a predicted model, not a curated record